GAGUGUGUCUUUGUCCUAGGAAAUUUCCCUUGUUUCUGUUUUCUUUCUUUUUUCCCUCCGUGGUUUUGGUUGGUUUUUUGUUUGUUUGUUUGUUUUGGUCGGUUUUUUUUUUUAAUUGGAAAAAGACUUGAAAAGUUUUUAGACAGUCUCCUUUGUAUUGAAGGACACAGUAUACUUUAGUUUUCCGAAGUUUGGAAGGGAGAGUGUGUGUGUUUUAAUCCCUCCAACUUUCCUUUAAUAUACUUUGUUUUGAUUAGCUGAAGGCUGGGCCUUGUGCUAGUGAAGUUUGGGAAGCCGGGAGCGUGCUCGGCACCAUUUGCCUGGCCUCCUCCUCCCUGAACCUGGGCGAACGCAAACAAGCUGGUCUGUUUUGCUAGCCCGAUAAAUGCUAUUUAUGAAGAUGGACCUGUUGAACUACCAAUACUUGGACAAGAUGAACAACAAUAUUGGCAUUCUGUGCUACGAAGGUGAAGCAGCUCUAAGAGGUGAGCCCAGAAUGCAGUCUCUCCCAGUAUCCUCUGCUCUAACCAACCAUCGAACAGGCCCUCCUCCUAUCAGUCCCAACAAGAGAAAGCUCAGCAUGGACCAAGGGGAUGAGGAGCUAGACUGUGAAAAUGACCAUGUUUCUAAAAUGAGUCGAAUGUUCAAUCCGCAUCUAAACAAGACUGCCAAUGGAGACUAUCGGAAGGAGCACAGAGAGAGGAGUCGCAGCCCAAUAGAGAGGGCUGCUGCCCCAACAAUGAGCCUUCAUGCCAAUCACAUGUAUGCCUCAAUCCCAAGCUUGACCAUGGAUCAACCUCUAGCACUGACCAAAAACAGCAUGGAUGCAACCCGGACAGUUGGCAUCACACCUACACUGACUUCUGUGGAACGGCAGCAGAACCGUCCAUCCGUAAUCACCUGUGCUUCUGCGAACAACCGGAACUGUAACCUCUCUCACUGCCCCAUUGCUCACAGUGGCUGCGGUUCAGCAAUGCCUGCCUACAGAAGACCCUCUAGCACUACCACUGCCUGUGACCCAGUGGUGGAAGAGCACUUCCGCCGCAGCCUUGGCAAGAAUUACAAGGAGCCUGAGCCAGUGGCAAACUCUGUGUCCAUCACAGGAUCAGUUGAUGACCACUUUGCCAAAGCACUUGGGGAUACAUGGCUUCAGAUUAAAGCUGCGAAGGACGGAGUCUCUAGCAGUCCUGAGUCUGCUUCACGGCGGGGCCAGUCUUCCCCUUCCUCUCAUAUGGUCAAUCAUAAUCACUCGCCCUCUGUAGUCUCAUGAGGAGAGGACCGUUACGUUUGUGAAUUUGCAUGGUUUGACUGAGCUUUGAACAGUGCUUAAAAUAGUGUUGGGGGAGGGGAGAUUAGUUUUCAACACAUGUUUUUGUGUACUCACUUUUUAUUUGUAAAAGGGUGCCCUUAAAGACGAUAGCAGGAACUAUUUCAUAACGAUUCAUACGAUGUAGCAUCCUUUUUUCCUGCCUCAAUUACCAAAGAAACCUCUGAUGCAAAUCUGCUGCCCCUUAACAAAAAAAUGCACGCUAAUCCACAAAAGCCAUUACACUUAGUUGGUUGACCCAAAUGCUUCUUGCUUUUAUUAGCUUCUUGAGACUAGAAUUUGUCUGGUUUGCUUACAUUGC
Gymnogyps californianus (California condor) is the source of this 1628-nucleotide messenger RNA. It is a transcript of the gene VGLL4, whose product is annotated as vestigial like family member 4. Gene Ontology annotation, biological process: negative regulation of DNA-templated transcription. Bases 386 to 1270 code for a protein of 294 amino acids. NCBI's taxonomy places the organism in Eukaryota, Metazoa, Chordata, Aves, Accipitriformes, Cathartidae. The record is from RefSeq and is a predicted model, not a curated record. The transcript has 5 exons. Gene Ontology annotation, molecular function: transcription coactivator binding.